Molecule: messenger RNA, 129 nt
Organism: Ambispora gerdemannii
Lineage: Eukaryota; Fungi; Glomeromycota; Glomeromycetes; Archaeosporales; Ambisporaceae
Source: the annotation of a GenBank genome assembly
AUGGAAGCCAAACAAAUGCUAGGAAAAGGAAUUUCAAGAGUACACAAACAAAAAGUCAGAGCACAAUCCAUUACACAAGCCCUUGUCAUUGUAGAGUCAUCAUUAACAGCUCUUUUACUAUCGUAUUAG